This is a messenger RNA of Choloepus didactylus (southern two-toed sloth), 2094 nucleotides long. It is a transcript of the gene LSR, whose product is annotated as lipolysis stimulated lipoprotein receptor. The record is from RefSeq and is a predicted model, not a curated record. The transcript is spliced from 10 exons. Gene Ontology annotation, biological process: establishment of blood-brain barrier; tricellular tight junction assembly. NCBI's taxonomy places the organism in Eukaryota, Metazoa, Chordata, Mammalia, Pilosa, Megalonychidae. Gene Ontology annotation, cellular component: plasma membrane; tricellular tight junction. The coding region runs from base 233 to 2029 and encodes 598 amino acids.
ACCACGGCGGGUCAAGCAAGUUUCUCCCCAAAGCUGGAAGCGCGUGCUGCAUCCACGUUUCCCCGCCUUUGAAAACUCCUGCACGCGGCGGGGCGGGGUUGGGCUGGGGACAAGGAACGGAAGCAGGCAGCGGAGGAGCGGGCACCCCUCCCAGGCUUAGUGCGCGCCGCGCCCCCUACCCCCCGGGUACCUGGGAGCGGACGCGCGGGCCCGACGCGCACAGACGGCCGCGAUGGCGCUAGUGACCCGGGGCCUCUCCUGGGGCCCGGGGUCCCACCCAGCCCGGGGCGGCCGGGGGUCGCUUGUCUUCGUGUGCCUCCUUCUCAGCACCUGGUACACAGCCCCUGCCGGCGCGAUCCAGGUGACCGUGUCGGACCCCUACCACGUGGUGAUCCUGUUCCAGCCGGUGACCCUGCCCUGCACCUACCAGAUGACCGCGACCCCCGCAGUGCCCAUCGUCAUCUGGAAGUACAAGUCCUUCUGCCGGGACCGCAUCGCCGACGCCUUCUCCCCAGCCAGCGCCGACAACCAGCUCAACGCCCAGCUGGCGGCCGGUAACCCGGGCUACAACCCCUACGUGGAGUGCCAGGACAGUGUGCGCACGGUCAGGGUGGUGGCCACCAAGCAGGGCGACGCCGUGACCCUGGGCAGCUACUACCAAGGCCGGAGGAUCACCAUCACGGGAAAUGCUGACCUCACCUUUGACCAGACGGCUUGGGGGGACAGCGGGGUGUAUUACUGCUCCGUGGUCUCGGCCCAGGACCUCCAGGGGAACAACGAGGCCUACGCAGAGCUCAUCGUCCUCGGCAGGACCUCAGGGGUGGCUGAGCUCUUACCUGGUUUUCAGGCGGGGCCCAUGGAAGACUGGCUCUUCGUUGUCAUGGUCUGCCUGGCCGUCUUCUUUGUCUUCCUCCUCCUGGGCAUCUGCUGGUGCCAGUGCUGCCCCCACACCUGCUGCUGUUACGUCAGGUGCCCCUGCUGCCCAGACAAAUGCUGCUGCCCUGAGGCCCUGUAUGCAGCCGGCAAGGCGGCCACCUCAGGCGCUCCAAGCAUCUACGCCCCCAGCACCUACGCCCACCUCUCCCCUGCCAAGACCCCACCCCCACCAGCCAUGAUUCCCCUGGUCCCUGUCUACAACGGUUACCCUGGAGACUUUGACAGGAACAGCUCAGUUGGCGGCCACAGCUCCCAGGUGCCCCUCCUUCGCGACACGGACAGCAGCGUGACCUCGGAGGUCCGCAGCGGCUACCGCAUUCAGGCCAGCCAGCAGGAUGACUCCAUGCGCGUCCUGUACUAUAUGGAGAAAGAGCUGGCCAACUUUGACCCUUCACGACCUGGCCCCCCCAACGGCCGUGUGGAGCGGGCCAUGAGUGAAGUCACCUCCCUCCACGAGGACGACUGGCGAUCCCGGCCUUCCAGGGGCCCUGCCCUCACCCCGAUCCGGGAUGAGGAAUGGGGUCGCCACUCCCCCCGGAGCCCCAGGAGGUGGGAGCAGGAACCCCCCAUAGAGCGGUCCAGGGAUGGCUGGGGGACCGGGCGGCCCCGGGCCCGCUCCGUGGAUGCUCUGGAUGACCUCGCCCGGCCGGGUUCUGGUGAAUCAGGGAGGAGGUCUCCCCCAAGCAGCGGGAGGAGAGGCUGGGCCUACGCAGCCCCCCGAAGUCGCAGCCGAGACGACCUCUAUCACCAAGACGACUCAGGGGACUUCCCACACUCCCGAGAUGCCCACCACGAUGAGUUCAGGUCCAGGGACCACCCUCCUGCCGAAACCCGGUCCCACUACCAUGGUUCCCGGGACCCUCGGGAUAAUGGCUCCAGGGCCGGGAACCCCCAGUACGACGGGCGGCUGCUGGAGGAGGCCUUGAGGAAGAAAGGGUCAGGGGACAGGAGGAGACCCUACAGGGAGGAAGAGGAAGGGGAGGCCUGCUACCCCCCCGCGCCGCCCCCUUACUCCGAGACCGAGUCCCAGGCGUCCCGAGAGCGGAGGCUGAAGAAGAACUUGGCCCUGAGUCGGGAAAGUUUGGUCGUCUGACCUCACAUUUUGUAUGUAGUUUUUGUACUGUUUUUUUGUUUUUUUUUUCUAAUUUGAGUUGGGGA